CUUUUCGUUGCCCUCGGCUCACUUUAGCAUCCUUCACCCUAUUCCUCAACCACUUCAUCGUCUUCUUCAUUCCCCUUUAUCGUUCCCUUCGCCUCCCUCUCAUCCAGCUGGUACACACCAGGCUUGCUCUAUCAUAAUCUCUCGCGCAGAGUUACACAAAGGAACCCUAAACAGCAGAAUGAGUAGUUCAAUUAACACAUUCUCAAUAAGCAACCCUAACCCUAGCCAGUUAUGCUCUAAGAGAGCGCCGAUAGAGGCGUUCUGUUCUUCACCUUCCUUGUAUCGGUUCGCACCUCUUCUUCGACCUCGUAGCUCCGGUGUACUCACACUUGCUGUUUCUGUCUCCGCCUAUCCGAAAGGACUUGGCCAUGGUUUGCUCCUCUCCCGUUCAAAUUCCCGGAACCGGUCGAUUUUCUCUUUUGCGGCGUCUCAUGAGGACUCGGAGUCUUCAGAAGUUGAUAUACAGGAGGAAACAAAUCGUCUGAAAGAGGGUGCUGAAGAAUCCGAAGAAGCCUGGAAGCAAACGUUAGCUUCUUUCAAAGAGCAAGCAAUAAAAAUGCUAAACAUCUCCCAAGAAGCUUAUGAAGUAUACUUAAAGAAAGCCACAGUAGUAUUAAAAGACACCUCAGAGCAACUAAAGAUCCAAGCUGAUAAAGCGAGUGCAGACUUUAGUGUAAUUGCAAAAGAACUUAGUGAAGAAGGUAAAGUUUAUCUGUCUGCAGCUGCAGAAAACUCCCCUGAACCAGUGAAGGAUAUUGUGGAAACAUUUGCUUCUUCUUCAACUGAUGACUUGAAAGAUGUCUCAAAAGUUCUUGACUUUUACGUUGGUAUCCCAUAUGGUGGGUUGCUUACUUUAACUGGUUUCCUUUCCUUUAUGAUUACUGGAAGCACUUCUGGUAUUAGAUUUGGUGUUAUUCUUGGUGGAACUCUUUUGGCUUUGGGUAUUUAUAGUCUAAGGUCAUGGAAAAAAGGGAAAUCUUCUUCUGUUGCUUUGAAAGGCCAAGCAGCCAUUGCUACAAUAUUGUUUUUAAAGGAUACAGGACUAGUGCUUUCUAGGCCAGCAUUCACCAGAUAUGUUGCACUUAUAAUCAGUGGUGCAGUGCUAGCAUUUUAUGUCUACAGAAUCAUAUACUCCCGUGGACAGUCAACCGGAGGAUCGAGUGUUGAAGCUGAAAAUUAACUCUGGUUAAAAGAAGUGGUGUUAUUAGUGGUUAUGGCCUCGUGAGAAAAGUUUGGAUUCAUCCAUGGUGAACUUGCAUUUGUAUUUGCUUGUUAAAAACUAUGAUGUUAUUAAUGGUAAAAGUUUUUAAGAAAAAUAAUGCGGCUGAGGCUUGAAAGAAAUUGUUUUUUUUUUUUAUUUAUUAUUUGAGGAAAUGAUUGCGGUUGUAGUAGGUGCUUACUGCUUAAGUUUGAGUUAAUUAUGUUUUGUCAUUGACAUUGUAUUUGAUAUUUUGUUAUCGAUGAAGAAAUGUGGGACAUAACAUCA
Molecule: messenger RNA, 1486 nt
Organism: Lactuca sativa (garden lettuce)
Lineage: Eukaryota; Viridiplantae; Streptophyta; Magnoliopsida; Asterales; Asteraceae
Product: Transmembrane proteins 14C
Biological process (GO): fatty acid transport
Cellular component (GO): chloroplast inner membrane
Molecular function (GO): fatty acid transmembrane transporter activity
Source: RefSeq, a predicted model, not a curated record